Messenger RNA from Myripristis murdjan (pinecone soldierfish), 892 nucleotides. RefSeq names its product preproinsulin (gene ins). Lineage: Eukaryota; Metazoa; Chordata; Actinopteri; Holocentriformes; Holocentridae. Gene Ontology annotation, molecular function: hormone activity. The record is from RefSeq and is a predicted model, not a curated record. Gene Ontology annotation, cellular component: extracellular region. The transcript is spliced from 4 exons. The coding region runs from base 202 to 690 and encodes 162 amino acids.
CACUCAAUCAAGUCUAAUCAGCCACUUAUGCAGAACACCUGCAGCAUGCACAAGAAGGUUGUGAAGUGGCAUCACUGCUUCUGGACCACACAGCACCUAGUCUGGACACUGUGUUCCAUCACCCCAACUCAACGUGACACCCCUCCAACACACACGCACUCACACAGCAGUGGGCGUGUCCUGGUGGUGCUGAGGGGAUAAAUGGAGAGGAGGCCCACCGCUCUGCCUCACACCACCCAGCUCUCAGCAGACCUGCUACUCCUCCUCCUGCUCAUCACAGAGUCACCUCCUCCAUCUUCUCCUCCUCCUCCUCCUCCUCUGACUCUACAGCUCUAUACCAGCAUGGCCCUGUGGCUCCAGUCUGCCUCUCUGCUGGUGUUACUGGUCCUGUCGUGGCCGGGCUCCCAGGCUGCUGCCCCGCCCCAGCACCUGUGUGGCUCUCACCUGGUGGACGCCCUCUACCUGGUGUGUGGGGACACAGGCUUCUUCUACAACCCUAACCCCAAGAGAGACGUCAACCCUCUGCUGGGGUUCCUCUCUCCUAAGGCCGGCGGAGCAACAGGUGGAGAGAAUGAGGUUGCUGAGUUUGCCUUCAAGGACCAGAUGGAGAUGAUGGUGAAGAGAGGCAUCGUGGAGCAGUGCUGCCACAAGCCCUGCAACAUCUUUGACCUCCAGAACUACUGCAACUGAAGCUGGCUGACCCUCAGCUGACCUCAGCCCAGCUUCACUAAGCCUAGCCUAGCCAAUGGCAUUCUGGCUAAUUUAGCUCAGCAAGCAGCUCAGCAUCUUGGCUAAACUAGCCUGCUCCCCCCUGCAGGGCUGCCUCCUCUCUGAAAAGCCAGCUGUUGUCAUUGUACACAAAAAAGUGCUGAGAAGUAAAUGAAAUUAUUUU